AUUCUGAUAAGAAGAAUUGAAGAAACAGAGAUGGAGUUGGCUGGUGGAGAGAGAAAACGAGUCGUGGUGAUCGGGGGCGGCGUCGCCGGCUCGCUUCUUGCAAAGUCUCUGCAAUUCAGCGCUGAUUUCACCCUCAUUGAUAAGAAGGAAUAUUUUGAGAUUCCAUGGGCAAGCUUGAGAACCAUGGUGGAGCCAUCAUUUGGGGAGAGAUCUUUGAUUAACCAUAGAGAUUACCUCACCAAUGGCCAAAUUAUUACAUCCGGAGCAAUUAAUAUAACUGACACUGAGGUAUUGACUGGAGAAGGCCGUCUAGUCCCUUAUGACUACCUUGUCAUUGCAACUGGUCAUGCAGAUUCUGUUCCGAAGAGUAAGAAUGGGAGACUUCAGGAAUUCCAGGAAGAUAAUCUGAAGAUAAGAUCAGCUAAUUCCAUUUUGAUUGUUGGAGGAGGACCUACUGGUGUAGAACUUGCUGGAGAAAUUGCUACCGACUUCCCAGAUAAGAAAAUCACUCUAGUUCAUACUGGAUCAAGGUUGCUGGAAUUCAUUGGACCAAAAGCUGGAAACAAGACUCUUAAUUGGUUUCAUUCGAGGAAUGUUGAAGUGAUAUUGGAGCAAUCAGUCAGUUUAGACAGGAUCUCUGAGUCACCUGGAAGAAAAACAUAUCAGACUUCGGAAGGACAAAUGUUCGAAGCAGAUUGUCAUUUUAUAUGCAUAGGGAAACGUCUGGGUUCAGCAUGGCUAAAAGAAACAGUUCUAAAGAGUAGCUUGGAUCUUCAUGGUAGAUUGAUGGUUGAUCAGAAUUUGAGAGUCAAAGGGAGACAAAACAUCUUUGCAAUCGGAGACAUUACUGAUAUUCCAGAAAUCAAGCAAGGUUAUUUGGCACAAAAACAGGCUUUGGUGGCUGCCAAGAACUUGAAGCUCUUACUUGCAGGUGGAAGAGAAAGUAAACUGGCAACUUAUGAAGCUCAUUCAGGGGUGGCACUUGUUUCACUUGGAAGGAAACAUGGGGUUGCGCAGUUCCCAUAUACUACUUGUAUUGGGCGCAUUCCUGGACUGAUCAAAUCUAAAGAUCUUUUUGUGGGGAAGACCAGGAAGCAGCUGGGGCUAGAAGAAGCCUAGAAGUAGCUACUUUACAAAUAUAAUUUGGAUUGUAAGUGAUAUAUGAGCAGCGUACACAAUGAGGGGUGUAUAUAGAAUCAAAUCGAUAUUUUUUUUUAUUUGUUUUGCAUCUGGCUCA
Argentina anserina (silverweed cinquefoil) is the source of this 1237-nucleotide messenger RNA. RefSeq lists its product as uncharacterized. Bases 31 to 1119 code for a protein of 362 amino acids. Gene Ontology annotation, molecular function: flavin adenine dinucleotide binding; electron-transferring-flavoprotein dehydrogenase activity. The transcript has 4 exons. Gene Ontology annotation, cellular component: cytoplasm. NCBI's taxonomy places the organism in Eukaryota, Viridiplantae, Streptophyta, Magnoliopsida, Rosales, Rosaceae. The record is from RefSeq and is a predicted model, not a curated record.